GCCGCAUUAACAAUGGAACUUUUAUUUUCAGUGUAAACUUACAAAAAGCAUUACAAGUCAACCGUGCGGUUGCUGCUUUUCAUCACAAAAAACGCCAAAAAAAAAAAGAAAAAUUCUACUCUUUUUACAAAAAAAAAAAAAAAAAAAAAAAAAUAAGAAGAAAACAUUAAAUUAAUCCGAACGGAUUAUGUUUGUGUAUGAUUCUUGCAUAUAUAAAUAAGAAAUAAAAAUGUGUAUAUUUUUGUUCUUUCGGAAAUGUGAAGAACAAGUUUUCCAAUCUUAAAAAUCUUAACGUCCUUUACCAGGCGGUAUCCUAAGUUCAUCGAAAAUCAUGUGACAUGCUUAAGACUCCAAUCCUAGAGAAACCUAAUAAAAGAUUUCGUGGUUUGUUGACAAACAUGGAAGACUGGGUGCAUAAAAUAUUUAGCUAAAGAGGGAUGAGUUCUAAGCUAUGCUUGUUAAUACGAUUUUUUUAAAUCAGCAAGUUCAUUACGCUAACUGUUGAAUCGAACGCCUUCAAAGUAUACAUUCACUGACGGAAGACUGGCAUGUAGCCCUCUCGUUGUUUUCAUUCGCAAGUAGAACGAAUAGAAAUAUGCGUUAGAUUGAAGAAGACUCUAAAACCAAAGAUGUCCAACUGUGGUUUGCUUUGUUCCCAAGAUCGUGCCACUAUACCUCUUUUUUUUUUUAAUCACAAAUUACUCAUGUGAUGCGUGGUGCACGUGUAACACGCUGGUGAUCAGAAAUUAGUGGGGAAAGAGAGAGGGAAUGGCUGAUUGCGCGCCGAUUCGCUACAGAGUGAUUUUAAUUUUGGCUUUCUUACGACCAAAAGGAUGUCUUCGGCACAAUUCAAACUUAUUUGUCGGCAUAAAAUUUUAAAAAACAAAGUUUCUUCCACAUAUAGAGAAGUGUGUGUAUGGAUUAUUGUCGAUACUGAAAUUGUACAGUGCGGGUACGUGAUGAUGUUAACACUGACACAUAAUGAUAAUAAAAUGAAGCGCCACAAUCCAUUGCCCUAUAAGUGCGAUACGCUGUGAAAAAGAAUUAGAGAUAUUUUGCCUUUCUUCCCUAAGAAAAAUUUGCGAGAAAAAAAAUUAGCCGAAUUUUUGUUAUUAUGUUUACUUAAAAAGCAUACAAAUCAAAAGCCGAAAAGCAUCAGCAAUAAUAGAAUUAGUUAUGUUGAAUACUACCGGCAAUCAGCAGCAACAAUCACAACAACAACACCAGCAGCAACAACAACAACAACAACAACAACAACAAACAACGCAUCAUCUCAUCAAUUUCAGUACGCAGCAUUACGAUGCAAAUUUGAAUUUUGCUACAUUUGCUGAACUAUGUCGACUAUGCUCGAUACGUAAUGGUCCCGCCAAAAUUCACUUAUUUGAAAAAGAAGCUGAACAACGUAAUUUGAUCUACAAAUUGCGCUUACUGAUGCCGGUUAAUAUAGCUAAAGAGGAUUUUUUACCUAAGAAUAUUUGUGAACAUUGCGUGCAAAGAGUGGAAGGUUUAUACGAGUGGCGGCAAGCGAGCAUACAAAACGAAAAUAUUUUAAGAAAUUAUGCCGAUUCGAUGAGAGCUGUUACCGCCACCAUUAAUUUUCAAGACGGCACAGUGAAUAUGGAUAAAAUGACGGUAGCGCAGAAAAAUGCAUACUUGGAGGCGCAUAUGGCUGUUCAACAGCAAAUGGCUCAGGCGGCUAUACAAUUUAAGCAACAGCAGCAACAACAGCAACAGCAACAGCAACCUUGUAAUACCAAUACAAUUGUAAGUGAUUAUCAACAACAGAAUUCACCUAAUGCACAUAAUAACAAUAAUAAUAAUAAUAAUAAUAACAAUAAUAGCAAUGCAAGUCAACAACAACAGCAACAACAAUUGCAACAACACUAUGCCAGUACUAUUAAGGUACCACAAAUCAGUUCCUCAAGCUCAGCCGGUAAUGAGAGCACGUUUACGGUACCCGACGAUGUGGGUAUGGGCUUUGAAGGCGGCGUUCGUGUGCUGCAAAGUCUGGGCAGUUGGUCAUCGGAUAAUGUUACCUAUAAUAUACCUAAACCGAAUUUGAUACCGUUUACCGAACCAUAUGUUGAGGGUGGCUCUAUGCAUCCGGCCAGUCGUUUAAAAGCACUCCAACAGGUACAACAGGCAUCGUCGGGGGUUCGAAAAACAAAUCCUUCAAAAAGUACGAAUAAAGCAUUCGAGUGCAGUGUUUGCGGCAAAGGUCUGGCGCGAAAGGACAAACUUACCAUACAUAUGCGUAUACAUACCGGCGAGAAGCCUUAUAUUUGUGAAGUAUGUAAUAAAGCUUUUGCUCGACGCGAUAAACUUGUCAUUCAUAUGAACAAAUUUAAACAUGUUACGCCUACAAAUAUUGCUCCGCUUGGUAAACGUCUUAACAAUUUGGUUAAGAAGAAAGAACCUGAACCCGAAGACAAUAAACAAAAUUUAGAAUUACAAUUACAACAACAGGCCGUUCAGGUAGCUACGCAAAAUAUAAUCGUCCAAACUGCGGGAACUCAGCAUAAUGCGACUGGACAAACCACCGCUAUACCCGGUAUUAUUAUACCACAUCAUCAUCAACAGCAAUUAUCAUGGACUUGCGAAUUAUGUGGACGUAUGUUCAAUAAUCGAGACGAGUGGACAUUGCACGCCAAAAGUCAUCUGGAGUAUUGACACCAGGAACAAAUGAACGAGCAAAACAAAACAAGCAACAAAACGACGGUUAUCGCCAGUCAGGGUGACUAUCAAUUGGAACCGAG
This is a messenger RNA of Glossina fuscipes, 2756 nucleotides long. Its product is annotated as zinc finger protein 436. The transcript has 8 exons. NCBI's taxonomy places the organism in Eukaryota, Metazoa, Arthropoda, Insecta, Diptera, Glossinidae. Gene Ontology annotation, cellular component: nucleus. The record is from RefSeq and is a predicted model, not a curated record. Bases 1177 to 2670 code for a protein of 497 amino acids. Gene Ontology annotation, biological process: regulation of transcription by RNA polymerase II. Gene Ontology annotation, molecular function: zinc ion binding; DNA-binding transcription factor activity, RNA polymerase II-specific; RNA polymerase II cis-regulatory region sequence-specific DNA binding.